UGCACCAUGGGCCUGAGAUCCCCUGCAAUUUUCCAGUCGCCGGGUAGAAGAGAAAGGGCACCUGCUUGUGGGAGGGAGGGCCCUGGCCUGCCCAAAAAGUUUAUAGGAAUUUUCCUGAUUCUUACUGAUGUCUUUGACAAGCAUUCCCUCCUACAGUUGCCACCUCCCCAGUGGGGAACAACCACACCUGAUCCAACUGUCCCUCUUCCUUUCUCUAGAACUGGAUGGAGAGGCUGGGCAGAAGGCGGCGUUUCCUGGAGGAAGCAGUGGUUCUGUGCCAGCCUCUGUUGCAGGAAGGGAGGCCAUGCCAGGCACAGGCACAGGAGCUGAGGUUGCUUGGAAGGCUUCUCCAUUAGCUUGGCUGCAUAAAGUUUUGAAGCCCUUGGAGUCUCCUGCAGAUGGGUCUGCAGGGAGGACUUUUCCUGUUCCUUUGCUGAUUCCUGCACAGAAGCCUGGCUCCCAUGGCAGGGGUCCCCUGAGAGGGAAGAACAAAGGCAAAGGACAGAAGAAACCCCACGAGCCAAACAACACCCUGAAACAAAUCGGUACAGAACUGCACAAAGGGCAUGCUAACGCAGCUGGUGAAAAUGAUCUGGCUUCCGAACCCACAUUCAGGAUUGAGCCUCUGGGAGAUGCUGAGGUGAUGGACCAAAAGGCAGGACAGAAGGAGGUGUUUCCCCAAGGAAGCAGUGGCUCAUUGGCAGCCCCUGCUGCAGGAAGGAAGGCGAUGGCAGACACGGGCACAGGCACAGCAGAUGCAGCCGGCACCACAACAUGUGUUCCCGAUGCCCACAAGGGCCUUGGAAGCGACUUCUGUAAGGGAGCAGCCUGCUGGGCAGGGUUAAUGGCUGGCCUGCUUUGUUUGGAGCUUGUUCUCAUGUUGUGCUGUGUCAGAUUGUGGUGUUACUGGAAGAAGAAACGGUGCUUCUGUGCAUCUUCAGCAGAUGGCCCUAACAACACAGGCAAUGAGAACGUGGCCGUUUAUCCCAGCUCUCCGCUUCUGCCCCUAUCUACCCUGCCGUGGCUGCAGCAGCGUCAUGAGGCCUUCCCAAAACCCGUCCCUCCACGAGACCCUCUGCCCCCGAGCCCCCUGGUCCUCUUCCCUGGCCAGAACUGAAGUUCGGCAUCCCCUGUCUGACAGGGCAGGGCUUGGCCCAUAUUUCAUAUUUAAAUAAAAGAAUAGAGUUU
Passer domesticus (house sparrow) is the source of this 1188-nucleotide messenger RNA. RefSeq lists its product as uncharacterized. The record is from RefSeq and is a predicted model, not a curated record. The coding region runs from base 128 to 1117 and encodes 329 amino acids. NCBI's taxonomy places the organism in Eukaryota, Metazoa, Chordata, Aves, Passeriformes, Passeridae. The transcript has 8 exons.